UAUUAUCUCAAGGAAUCAUUAACAAAGAUCAGCCAAUAGCAUACGCAUCUCGUACACUGAGCGAUAACGAAUUAAAGUACGAUACCUACGAAAAGGAAGCAUUAGCAAUUAUACAUUGCGUCAAACAUUUCAGACCAUAUCUAUACGGAAGAAAGUUCACACUUGUAACAGAUCACAAACCCUUAAUGUGGUUCAAAAACGCUCAGGAUGCGAACAUGCGAAUCCUUCGCUGGAGACUAAAAUUAGCAGAAUACGAAUACGAAGUAGUCUAUAAGUCCGGUAGAACAAAUGUAAACGCAGACGCCUUAUCACGAAAUCCGGUAGACUUAUCAUCAGAAGUUUGUAAAAUAAUUAAUCCUAAAAUUAAAUUGAAUCCAACCGAUCCAAAAGAUGUAGAGAUUAUACGACAAUUACUCGAGAAAGAAGAUACUGAAGAAUCAGAAGACGAAGACAUUCCUCAUACAUACGUACAUGAUGAUCACCCACUGUCCGAAAUUCCUCCCUCAGAAAUUACAUCAUUUAAUCCGGAAGAAUUAGCAGAUUCUUCGACAGGUGAAACAAUAGAAGCGCUUGCCCACGUGCCUGAAACCACCGAUCCAGAGGACAAAAAGCAGGUAGACAAAAUCGAGACUCAACGGCCUAUGUUGACCCGCAGUAGAGCUAAACAAAAAAUGCAGACAAUCACGCCUGACAAAGACAUAAACUUAAAGAGACACAACAUACCACCGAGACCGCUACCCAUGGAUACCAACGAGGAAAGUGAAGACGAAUUGCCCACUAUAAUCACAAGAAAACCACGCAUAAUCGAUAUUCAAACUAGAGCAAACAACCUUGUUGAAUCCAGGGAUCUGCACUUUUUACUCAAGGAUAACCUGUUAUAUUUUACUGACAUUUUGGGAAAUCCCUUAGACUCUGGUGCCCGUAAAUUAUUUGAACGACAGGAAAUACCUAAGUUAACAGGAUUGUCCCUGGGAAUUGCAAAACUGAUUAAAAGAUACCAAAGAUAUCAUAUUAUAUUACCCAUUAGCGAAGAUCAGCAAGAAGGACCUACCAGGAUUUUGAAUAAUAUAUACCAAGGAAUCACCAAUUUGCGAAAAAUAGCAGAGAAUCUGAAACUCUCAAGCAUAAGUGUCGCUAAAAGCGAACACAUACUAAACGUUCCUUGGAACGAUAUUAAAACUAAAUUUCAGACAGGAUUUUUUGGCUCAGAUGUGCGGAUAAUCUUCUGCAAUGGACUAAUCAAGUACCCACCUAGGGAUAUACGAUUCGCAAUCCUUCAAGAAAUGCACAGUACACCGGUAGGAGGACAUAGAGGAGUUACCAAAACUUACAAUAGGAUACGUCAAAACUACUACUGGGAACAUCUGAAGGAAGAUGUUCGGCAAUAUAUUCGACAGUGUCUACAAUGUCAACUGAAGAAAUUAGUUCGAGUAAAAACCAAGCAACCAAUGAUAAUAACCGACACUCCAGGAUGGACGUUCGAUAAAAUCGCCAUGGAUAUAGUUGGACCACUACCACGAACUAAGAGCUGUACUCACCGAUCAAGGACGAAAUUUCAUUAGCGACCUGAUGAAAAAAUUAGCAAGAUAUUACAAAAUACGGAAAUUUAGGACCACUGCAUUUCAUCCUCAAUCAAAUGGGUCCUUAGAAAGAUCUCAUCACGCACUAGGAGAAUAUCUAAAGCAAUAUGUUAAUAGCGAAAAGGAAUGGGACGAAUGGAUAGACUUGGCUAUGCAAAA
Molecule: messenger RNA, 1739 nt
Organism: Odontomachus brunneus
Lineage: Eukaryota; Metazoa; Arthropoda; Insecta; Hymenoptera; Formicidae
Exons: 3
Coding region: 186-1562 (458 amino acids)
Source: RefSeq, a predicted model, not a curated record